UUUCGGCCCCACCAAAGCAGUUGCCCGCGCACUGCUCUCGGCUCAGGCCAGGCUCAGGUUCCCCUUUGUGCAUUGAAAGUGGCCCCUGAAAUUUUAAUGAAGCCACAGGAUCGCGGGCGCAGCGGGCUCAGCCUCUCCACCCCUCCCACUCCCCACAGCACCCAUCGGCUCCGGGCCCUGCCGAGCCCCUCGCCAUGACCCAAGGCUUCUGGCGGCUCUACAAGGCCAAAGUGCUGCAGACCCUGGGGGGUACACGGGCAGAUGGGGUGCUGCAGGAGGAGGGCGAUCCUCCUGAACUGAUGGAGACUGCCGAGACCCCCACACUGACAGAGGAGGGACCAAGCCCCGUGUCUCAGCUGGCGAAGAAGGUGCAGGGAGUGGGUGUCCGGGGCUGGCGGACGCUUUCCUCCCUCUUCACCCAUGAGGACGAGCGCCAGCUGCUCAGCCCAGAGCCCUGCGCAGACCACCCACUGGCUGCCGAGCCGCCUGAGCCACCUCCCUCUGAGAAGGCACCCAGCUUUUGGGAUCUCUUUGCUAGCAAGUGGCAGCAGGCGUCAGGGCUGGACAAGGGGGUUUCCCUCCCGGAACCGGGUGAGAGCCCCGAGGAGCCGCCGGGUGACGAUGUCAGCGACCUGCGGGAGCCGGAGGAAGGGGCCUUCCACUGGGGCUUCCUUGCCGGCAAACUGGCUGAAAUCCGGAAUAAAAAUGCCCCGAAGGGCAAGUAG
Colius striatus (speckled mousebird) is the source of this 725-nucleotide messenger RNA. RefSeq names its product chromosome 24 C1orf232 homolog (gene C24H1orf232). The record is from RefSeq and is a predicted model, not a curated record. NCBI's taxonomy places the organism in Eukaryota, Metazoa, Chordata, Aves, Coliiformes, Coliidae. The transcript is spliced from 4 exons. Bases 195 to 725 code for a protein of 176 amino acids.